AAAUCCUCUUUGAAUGUCACUCGAUUUCAAAACUCAAACCUAGCCCUAACCAUAGCAGUAAGAUCUUACUUACCUCGGUUCAUCGAUGGCGCGAACCAAGCAAACAGCCAGAAAGUCCACCGGCGGAAAGGCUCCACGCAAGCAACUGGCGACAAAGGCUGCCAGGAAGUCGGCUCCGGCGACCGGAGGAGUAAAGAAGCCUCACAGGUUCAGGCCAGGGACGGUGGCUCUGAGGGAGAUAAGGAAGUACCAGAAGAGCACGGAGCUACUGAUUCGGAAGCUGCCGUUCCAGCGACUGGUUCGUGAGAUUGCUCAGGACUUCAAGACGGAUCUGAGGUUCCAGAGCAGCGCUGUGGCGGCUCUGCAGGAGGCCGCAGAGGCCUACUUGGUGGGGCUCUUCGAGGACACCAACUUGUGUGCGAUUCACGCCAAAAGAGUCACUAUUAUGCCCAAAGAUAUUCAGCUGGCCAGGAGGAUUAGAGGCGAGAGGGCUUGAUGUGGUUCUUUGUGAUAUCUUCGGCCCUUGCUUAGUGCGACGUAGUUGUCUUUGGUCUUGUGAUGUGUUGUAGGAGUCCGCGAAUCGAUUCAAUUCUGAGAUUUUCUAAUCUGUCAAAGCCAACAAAAAUCCCCAAGCUAAUGUAUUGACUCUUGAGAUAGCUUAUUGUAAUGCAAAGCUUUUAAGCGUUGAAGGUUGCUUGUGGUUGGUGAGAUGUUCGAGUGGAAAACUAUGAAUAUUGAAUCAAUCACAUGAUUCAUUUUUUUUAGCA
Messenger RNA from Vitis vinifera (wine grape), 767 nucleotides. RefSeq names its product histone H3-like. Bases 86 to 496 code for a protein of 136 amino acids. Gene Ontology annotation, molecular function: structural constituent of chromatin; protein heterodimerization activity; DNA binding. The transcript has a single exon. Gene Ontology annotation, cellular component: nucleosome. Lineage: Eukaryota; Viridiplantae; Streptophyta; Magnoliopsida; Vitales; Vitaceae. The record is from RefSeq and is a predicted model, not a curated record.